UCCCUGUGGUUCCUGUGAAGCCUCUAGGGGAGGACCAGUACGUACCUAUCGCCGAGCAAUGGUCACUCAAAAGCACCGUUAACAGCAGACAGAUACCACUGGGCUUUUAUGGUCGGACCCAAAACUGACGAAUCAGGAGCGGAUGGCAAAUUGUACUGUAUGGUGCCAAACCGGCCUGGUGACAUCGAUCCCGACGGACAUUAUUAUGUAGAACGCCCCAACUAUCGUCCAGAGAUACCACCCGGCCAGGCGAGGGUUCGUGUGUUGAUUGGAAAGGUCGCGAAUAUGCGACGCUUGGUACAGACGAUCCACACAGCACCCUGGAGAAACGAAGCGCUAGGGAUGGACUGUGCAGAGUGGGUCCAAACUGUUUUGGAAACGCUAAGAACCAAGAGAAGUAUUAUGGGAACCAGCGCCCUCGAUUGGCAAACAAUAAGGGCCACGGGAAUGGAGUUCAUUCGGAGGAAAGUAGAUGUGCGUCGCUUCGAUGCAGAAACUCGUGCGACCAACGCGGAUUUUCUAUACCUUCCGACAUAUGAUUUGCUCCAGGAUAGGGAGACCAUAGCUUGAGCUGCCCGACUAAGCGGUCCGACAAGACGACACGGCAGUGCUUCUCCUACCUCAGCAUCUUCUCGGGACGCUUUGAGAAAUACAUGCAGGUGACGAGGGCGCCGACUGACCUGGAAAAGCUCUUGAUGCAUUCAGAAAAUCUCGGGCAUCAGCGUCUCAACU
Messenger RNA from Aplosporella prunicola CBS 121167, 732 nucleotides. RefSeq lists its product as uncharacterized. NCBI's taxonomy places the organism in Eukaryota, Fungi, Ascomycota, Dothideomycetes, Botryosphaeriales, Aplosporellaceae. The transcript has a single exon. The record is from RefSeq and is a predicted model, not a curated record. The coding region runs from base 109 to 570 and encodes 153 amino acids.